AUGGGGAAUUUGUUGGGGCACCACGUCUUUUUUGCGCGCCGCUGCGAGUUGACGGACCAGGUGGUUGAUGGGGCUCCGAAGCCACUGGCGCUUUCUCUCCUGGUUCCUCCUCCUCCUUAUUCUCCUCCUUGUGUACCUCGGCAGGAGGUGGAAUCGUCGACAUCAACUUUGUCACCAGCUGAUUCGAUUUGGCAAGACUCGGCCAAGUUGAAUGCACACCACUGCAAAUGGUUAUGUGGCAUAUCCAAGAGACCGAGUUUCUCGAUCCAAUCAAGCCAAUUAAGCGAAGCUCCGGACGGUUGGCCUGAAGCAAUAUCAGAAGCCGACCAGGUGUCCAUGGACAAGCUGGCUUCUGCGACCGAACAAUUUAGAAGGCUUAAUGAGAGUGACAAGGACUUCGUGCACCAGGAAUCCUCAGACACAGAACUUCAGGUUAAAAAGGAUGUCUUGCCACAACGCUUGGCUCUGCAGGUUGAUGAUUUCCUUUCGAAGGAACACCCCGAAAGCAGGAUUUCACCGCCUAUUGAGGCCAUUUGUUCAGUUUCUGCCGUCACGGUUAGUUCGUCGUACCGUUUCUUAAUAUUUUUUAACACUUGA
Messenger RNA from Dibothriocephalus latus, 597 nucleotides. NCBI's taxonomy places the organism in Eukaryota, Metazoa, Platyhelminthes, Cestoda, Diphyllobothriidea, Diphyllobothriidae. The record is from the annotation of a GenBank genome assembly.